Messenger RNA from Rangifer tarandus platyrhynchus (Svalbard reindeer), 732 nucleotides. Lineage: Eukaryota; Metazoa; Chordata; Mammalia; Artiodactyla; Cervidae. The record is from the annotation of a GenBank genome assembly.
AUGGAGGUUUGCCCCUCCUCCUCAGCGCUGGGACGGCGGACGCGGCAUGCCGCCGAGGGCCGGGGCCGGCGGGCCAAGCAGCGAAGCCAGACAGAGAGGGGCCAAAGCGCAGCCGGGCCGGGGCCGGGGCUCUACGGGGGCUACCGGGUCGGGGCGCCGGGGCGAGGCGGGGGCCGAUGGCGGCGGGAGGCGGCCCCGCGCCUGUCUUCCUUGGCCUUCAGCGAGUCCAGCCGGCCGGGGGCGCUGGGGGGUGGGGGCGCCGGGGCCGGGCUAAGGGUCAGGCUGGCGGCGGCCAGGAUGCUCUGCGCGCCGCCCCGCGCGCUCGGGGGGCUCCCUCUCCCCGCGCGCCCCUUGGAGGCCGGGCCGACCCCGACCCCGCCGGGACCCACGGGAACACGUGUGCUCUGGGCCCGGCCGGGGUCGGGGGCGCUGGGGGGUGGGGGGCGCGCUCUGCCGUCGAGGGAGCUUCUGUGCUACUUGGAAGGUUCGGAUGUGUUCGGAGGACACCUCGGCAGAGCGGCGGAGAGGACGGUGACUGGACAUCCACACACAGUGUGGCCCUUGGGCGGGCGAGAAGAGCCUGCAGUCUCUCCCGGCCUGGAGGGUGCCGCGGGGCGGGCGCGUUGUGCUGAUUCGGGCCUCCCUCUGCCGCGGGUCGGGGGCUCUGGUGUAACUUUAAGGCUCUUCCCUGAUGGCACCGAGGCGAGGAACUUCGUCUCCUUCCUGCCCUGA